Molecule: messenger RNA, 384 nt
Organism: Sphenostylis stenocarpa
Lineage: Eukaryota; Viridiplantae; Streptophyta; Magnoliopsida; Fabales; Fabaceae
Source: the annotation of a GenBank genome assembly
AUGUUUGAAUGGGAGGAAAGUAUAGACAAGGUGGUGAAGUUUGUUGCUGAGUUUACCAUGAAACUUGCUAGUGGAGCUAUUGAUUGCGAUAUUAAUCUGUAUGAGAACCUUUUGCCGGUUAAUUUUGUCAUGGGAAACAAAUUUGUCAGGGGAGAUAAACGGGGAAAGCAAGAAAAUGAUGACAUAAUAUUCCUCAAGAUUGUUCCUCCUGUGGACCAGACAUAUGUUAAAUGGCUUGCCAGAGACCUUGCAAGAAUUCACAGCUUUACUCCCAAACGUCCUCGCCCAGUGCAGCCGCCAGAUCAUUAUGUAGAAUAUAUGAAGUUGAACGGAUGGUUGGAUGUGGAUUUAGAUGAUCCUGAUCUUGCUCAUUUGUUCAAGUAG